This is a messenger RNA of Funneliformis geosporum, 1059 nucleotides long. Lineage: Eukaryota; Fungi; Glomeromycota; Glomeromycetes; Glomerales; Glomeraceae. The record is from the annotation of a GenBank genome assembly.
AUGGCCGAACCACCAGCAAUAAUGGUUGACCCACAUCAAUCACAGAUGGCUGAACCUUUGAGUCAAGAUCAAAUUGAUAAUGUAGAAAUGACGAGCAAAGACUAUUAUUUUGACUCUUACGCUCAUUUCGGCAUACAUGAAGAAAUGUUAAAAGACGAAGUUCGAACUCUUUCUUACCGUUCGUCUAUUUACCAAAACCGGCAUCUUUUUAAAGAUAAAAUCGUUCUUGAUGUUGGUUGUGGAACUGGAAUUUUGUCAAUGUUUGCUGCCAAAGCUGGAGCUAAGCACGUUUAUGGAAUUGACAUGUCAAAUAUUAUUGAUCAAGCGCGCCAAAUUGUCGUUGAUAAUAAUUUAGAUGAUAAGAUUACCCUUAUCAAAGGCAAAAUGGAAGAAGUCGAACUUCCAGUUGAGAAAGUUGAUAUUAUCAUCUCAGAAUGGAUGGGAUAUUUUUUGCUUUAUGAGUCUAUGCUUGAUACCGUUCUUGUUGCACGCGACAAAUACUUGAAACAAGGUGGGUUAAUAUUUCCUGACAAAGCAACUAUUUAUCUGGCAGCUAUCGAAGAUGGUGAAUAUAAAGAAGAAAAAAUCGGAUUCUGGGAUAAUGUUUAUGGGUUUGACUUUAGCUCAAUUAAAUCUGUUGCCCUUAGGGAGCCUUUAGUGGACACCGUGGAUGCUAAAGCUAUAGUAACAAGUCCAUUUGCCAUAAAGAUUGAUAUAUACACUGUUCAAAAAUCCGAUUUAUCCUUUUCUGCACCGUUUAAUUUAACUGCCACGAGGGAUGAUUAUAUUCACGCCUUUAUCGCAUGGUUUGAUAUUACCUUUUCAGCUUGUCAUAAACCAAUUAGAUUUAGUACAGGUCCACAUGCUAAAUACACUCAUUGGAAACAGACAGUUUUUUAUACUACUGAUGCCAUCACUAUAAAAAGUGGUGAAUCCAUCAAGGGUUCUUUAUCUUGCGCUCCUAAUAAACGAAACAAUCGAGACUUGGACAUUGAGAUCUCUUAUGAAUUCCAUGGGGAUACAGCUCCUUGUUCUGAAGUGUGUAAAUAUAGGAUGUGA